UGCGCCGGAGCAGCGAGCUGCCCACGGUGAAUCCACUGAUAUCUGAUAGGCUGUCCUGAAAAAAUGCCGUUUUCGGUAUUGGGCGGACGCCCACAGGAGACGGGGCGGGAUUUCGGGGGAGAGGAGGCGGGGCCUCUGGCCUUAGGGCGCGAGCAGUUGAAAGACGGUUGGUGUCGGUUCCGAUAAGUUUCGAUUCGGCCGUCCCAGCACUUCUCCAUGGCAGACCCCGAGGAGGCGCGGGUUUCUUCGCAGCCCCCGCCACCUUCCUUCUCUCCCUCGUCUUCUGAUUCCUCUUCCACAUCUUCCCCCGGAAUCCCAGUGAGUUUGGACUGGCCAGUUCCGAGCAGGAGCCCAACGGUGGACCGGCUGGAGGAAGUGGAGCUGCAGAUCGGAGACGCAGCAUUUUCAUUGACCAAACUGCUUGAAGCCACAUCUGCAGUAUCAGCUCAAGUGGAAGAGCUUGCCUUGAAAUGUACAGAAAAUGCACGUUUCCUGAAAACAUGGCGGGACCUCUUGAAGGAAGGCUACAAUUCUCUGAAGCCUGACAACUGAUUUAGCUGUGGAAUAACUCAUACGUCCUCAUUUAUGAUAUUUUCACAUGUAUCAUAUGUUUAGGAGAAUCCCCAGUAGUUCUGUACCCUAAAAAUGGAAUUUUUCUUGGUUCUCUUCACUUUUCUGAAAGCAGAAUACUGAUGUUAUUUUUUUAAAAUAUAUUUUAUUGACAUUUUUACAUAGAGGAAGAAAGAGGGAUAGAGAGUUAGAAACAUCGAUGAGAGAGAAACAUCCAUCAGCUGCCUCCUGCACACCCCCUACUGGGGAUGUGCCUGCAACCAAGGUACAUGCCCUUGACCGGAAUCGAACCUGGGACCCUUCAGUCCUCAGGCCCACGCUCUAUCCACUGAGCCAAACCGCUUAGGGCCUGAUGUUAUUUUUGAUGCCGGCUAGUAUUUGCUUAAUCUUCUGACUAAACUUUCAUAGAACCUUCUAUGAAAGUUAAUUUCAUCAGUAGACAAAAAUACCACAGUGUUACUAGGAGCAAACGAGGUAGAACAUUAUUUUAUUUGAUUUGCAAGAAGAUGGCAAGAAUGGCAGAGUUUAAAGUUACCAAAGAAGGUAACUUUGGUUAGUAAUGUUAGAUCCAGCUCCAUUAGGCUAACUUCUCUAGACCAAUCCCCAGCACCUAGGACAGUGUCACAUAAAAGAGUCAACCUCAUUGACUUGAAGGAAAACUUUUUUUUUUUAAUGGAGAUUUGAACUUCUACUGAUGACAGCUUUUUAAAAUAUAUGCUAAAUAUUUUUUGCCCUCUAGGAUGCUUUUUAAAACAGCUUUUACUUCAGAAAAUGAAAGCAUGUAUAGAAAGAAUGCAUAUUUUCCCCCAUAUUUAUUUCUAAGAUUAACUGCUUCCACAGAUAAUAUUUCUUGCAUUCCAUGUUGUUAGGUCUUUGAUUGUUCUCUUUAAAGUGCCUUAUCACAAUUAUGGCUCUGUACUAACUAUUACUUUUGGAGCUUUGUAAGUAAUAAUUCUUAAUUCUAAAUGUAAUUUUAAAGAAGUUAUUGUUUUUAAUGCAUCAAAUUUAAAUGAUGUGAUUAUUUUCAUAUUAUUUGACUUUAUUGACAAUGUUUUAUUUUACUUGUCCUAUAGCUUAUGUUGCUUUCCUUUCUCUCUCUCUCUCUCUCUCUCUCUCUCUCUCUCUCUGGUGGUUUGUGUCAUAUGUUAAUGAUUAAGCCCACUAAUUCUGUACUAUGUAAUUCUGGACAUCUUUGAUAUAGCAUUUUAUUCUUUGUAGUUAUGGAGAUGUGUAUAAAACUGUAUUCUAAAACUCCACAAUGGGGCUAUGAAAGGGGACAAAUGGAUGGGCAAAUAGUUUUGUUUAGCAUAUUAAGUCAUAGUACUUGAUUAAUUUUUUUAAAGUUAAAGAUAACACAUGAUAUAUACCUGUACCAUAGAGAUGCUUAUUUUGAUAUUAGAAAAUAUUUUUUAAAUAUCAUGAAAAUUGAAAUUAAAAUGUACAAAAAUAAAUUUGUUAAAAUUUUCA
Molecule: messenger RNA, 2037 nt
Organism: Myotis myotis
Lineage: Eukaryota; Metazoa; Chordata; Mammalia; Chiroptera; Vespertilionidae
Gene: CUNH4orf46
Product: chromosome unknown C4orf46 homolog
Exons: 2
Coding region: 217-552 (111 amino acids)
Source: RefSeq, a predicted model, not a curated record